Molecule: messenger RNA, 1638 nt
Organism: Paracoccidioides lutzii Pb01
Exons: 1
Coding region: 1-1638 (545 amino acids)
Biological process (GO): cell division
Cellular component (GO): plasma membrane
Source: RefSeq, a predicted model, not a curated record
AUGUCUGGGGGACCUUACGAUCCUCGUCUGUUUUUCAGCAUCAACAAUAUCCGAGCGUUCCAUAUUCAAAAUGGAGAGGAGUCGGAACUCACCCCAUCAGGCCCUCAAACCCUCUCUCUUUUGAUGGUCCCAACCUCAUGCCCGUCUACGGAUCCCGAAUUAGCCUCCCAGCCUCCAGAAGACGACUUCUACCUCCAUCUGCACCUCCCCCCCGAGUUGGAUCUGCCUUUACCCGCAACAACUCAGAUAUACCACCAGCCACCCGACAGCUACCUCAUCCCACGCUGGGAUCUGGGACCCGAAGCUGGGGCAUUCACGCGUAUCCAAUUUCCUCCAAUCGGCAAUGGUCCAGAUGAAGUGUCCCAGGAGGACGUGGACACCUUUGAAACUAUUCUCGCUCAGUGUACGGCCUUCCUCGAGCGGUCUUCCCCCCCAAACUUUGCUACAUAUAACCCUGCCACAUAUGCUCCUGGUGAAGGAUACGUUGGAACCGGGAGUGACAACAAGAAUGAGACGGUGAAACCCAAGUCCGGUCAAAUCGUGCUGGUUGACGAGGAGAAUGGAAGCGUGGUUGGAGAGUUGACAGAUGGCUUCAACGUCGUGGAGGCUGCAGAUGUGAAACACGGCUCCAAGAGUAUGUCCAAUCUCACCCUACACAAUUCUGGUAAUAAUUUUUGCCAACCAGAGCUGCAAAAAAUAGAUCCAGUUGAAAUCCAGCUCCCCUCCGAGGGACAAGGUAACAAGAUCAGAGUUCAGAAUAUGUCUGAAGAAUAUCUGCACACCGCGAGACACCCGGCCUAUGCAAAGUCCACCAUUGUUCAGACAUCUGCCACCGCCUCGCGCCUGUUGGUUGCAGGUUCUGCGUUUAUCGGCAAGUCACUGCAAUCCGGCGCAAACACCUUCACCCAGAAAACAAAGCCCAAUGCCAAACCCAUGACAUUCAAACCAACGACCCACGCACGGAUCAGGAGGAUCAAUACAAUCUCCACCAGCGCCGCGGGACUCUCAUCCAAAACUGUUGGUACGGUAACCAAGAUAGCGCAGAACUUGGGUGCCUCCGUCGCGGGCAAGAACCUAGGUUCAAAACCAAGAGGCUACGAUGAAAAUGGCCAGCCAAUCUACGACUACAAGCCCGGCAUCCUGAAUAAGUCCCUCAUCGCCUUCUCGACAAUCGCAGACGGUAUCGACCAGAGCGCCAAAAAUCUCCUGCAUUCCGGACAAUAUGCCGCAACCACAGUCGUUGGCCACCGCUACGGCGAAGAGGCUGGCAGAGUCACCGCCAACCUAGCUGGCGGGGUGAAAAAUGUCGGCCUGGUCUACAUUGAUGCUGCGGGCGUGUCUCGCAAGGCCGUUCUCAGAUCCGUUGCGAAGGGAAUGGUAGUAGGUCGCAUGAAGGAUGGACAGCAAAUUGUCGUCAGCGGCGAUGAUCCUGGGAUGUUUGGGCAGCAGCCUCCACCUCCUCCCUCCCGCAUGGGGUCGGGGAGUAGCCAAAGCCUAUCUGGCUUAACAGCUGUCAACCCUCCUCACCAUCCUCGUGGUCCGUCCCCCGCUCCUACCCCACCACCUGCCUAUGGUGUGCAGACUGGGCGCUCGCUGGGCGGCACGCCAUUGCGUAAUGGCAAGCAAUCAAACACUUAA